Molecule: messenger RNA, 1698 nt
Organism: Cucurbitaria berberidis CBS 394.84
Lineage: Eukaryota; Fungi; Ascomycota; Dothideomycetes; Pleosporales; Cucurbitariaceae
Product: serine/threonine-protein kinase-like protein chk1
Exons: 1
Coding region: 1-1698 (565 amino acids)
Biological process (GO): mitotic G2 DNA damage checkpoint signaling; protein phosphorylation
Cellular component (GO): cytoplasm; nucleus; site of double-strand break
Molecular function (GO): ATP binding; protein kinase activity
Source: RefSeq, a predicted model, not a curated record
AUGGCGCCUGCACCUCCAGGGAGCCAAAUUGCCCCUCUCCCAUCCGAUCUCCCCUUCCGCCUCGUCAGCAAGACCAUCGGCCAAGGCGCAUACGCCUCGAUCCGCAAAGCCGUUCCACACAAUGCACCGAAACCCAUCAUCGCCAUCAAGUUCAUCAACAAAGAACACGCUUUCAAACAGGGCCGCCUCACACCUAAGCAGAUCAAGAUGGAAAUCAUCUUGCACCAACAUCUUGGGAAACAUCUGAAUAUAAUACAUUGUUUGGGCUCAGGAGAAGACGCGCUAUGGACAUGGAUAGCGAUGGAACUCGCCGAGGGCGGGGAUCUAUUUGACAAGAUUGAAGCGGAUGAAGGUGUUGGGGAGGACAUCGCACACUUCUACUUCAGCCAAUUGAUCAGUGCGGUGGGCUACAUGCAUUCGAAAGGCGUGGCGCAUCGGGACAUCAAGCCUGAGAAUGUGUUACUGAGUGCCGAGGGUGAUCUCAAACUCUCUGAUUUCGGGCUGGCGGCCCUGUUCGAAAAAGACGGACAGCUACGACUAUGCAAUACCGUCUGCGGUUCACCUCCCUACAUAGCCCCGGAAAUCGUCAGUGGGAGGAGGAGUAAAAGGGCAGACGUGCUGGACGUGGGGUAUGCGGCGAAUAUCUGCGAUAUCUGGAGUUGCGGUGUUGUGUUGUUUGUGCUAUUGGUUGGCAAUACGCCGUGGGACGAGCCGACACUGCGGAGCGAGGAGUACAAAGAAUAUGUGCAGACAGGUGGGCAUACGAGCGAUGAGCUGUGGCAGCAGUUGCCACCAGAGAUUGUGAGUUUGCUAAGGGGCAUGCUGCGGAUCGAUCCGGCCGAACGUUUUGCACUCAAUGAGGUGAGAACGCAUCCCUGGUUUACGAGGAAGAACCCAUAUUUGAGUUCAAGUGGAACGAAUGCGAAUCCUGUUGGGUUGGCGACCCAGAUGCUAUCUCAGCUACGCAUCGACUUUUCCCGCCCACCGACACAAUCCCAACGUGGUUUCUCACAGGAUGAAGAUGCGAUGGACGUUGACUCCGACCCCCGAAGAUCGAGCGCCAUCACUCUCCUUUCCUCCACACAGCCUGAGACGCCGGUAGCCGAUACGCCUUUUGACUGGGAACGACCGCCGCGACUACCGUCACACGAUGGGGUAUCUGCUUCACAACCUACAGAUGGUAACCAACAGCCUGUGUACCGGACGCAAAUCACCGCUUCCACACCGAUGGUGUCACAGCUCCCGUCUUCGACACAGGAGAUGCUCUCACAGGACCCUAGCAUGACCCAAUUCUCACAAACACCCGGCGUUCCGUUGACCUUCACACAAGCUGCGCGAAAAUUUGCCGAUGUCCUACCCUCCUACUCAAUGGCACGCUUCAUUUCCCCUCACGCGCUCUCCUUUCUCAUUCCUCUUCUUCUCGAAGCUCUGCAUCGACUGGGUGUCCCAGCACCAUCAUUCUCGGAACAGCAGAUAGAGGAGGCUGAGAUGACGGGAAGUGUGAGUAUUAGGGUCAAGAUGGCCGAUGGUCGAAGACAGGGGCUAAAUGGACAUAUUGUCAUUGAGAAGGCGGUGUAUGAUGGAAUCGGGUAUAAUGAAGUGCGCUUUGUGAAGGCAAGUGGCGAUCCAUUGGAGUGGAGGAGAUUUUUCAAGAACGUUGUGCUCUGCGUUGGGGACGUGGUUUUGAGGCCUAGUUGA